AAUGGUAAUGAAUAUCACAAUUAAUCAUGGUAGGGAGUCGACGCAUAUAAGAAGACAAGAGUAUAAAGAAAUGUUGGAAGAAAAGUAACAUCAACAAACCUCUAUUUGAAAUUAUUAAUCAAGGUAAAAAUUAUGGAAUUAACCAUAGUUAUAUAAAUUCUUAGCUAGAAGAACAGAUUCAAAUUUCAAUGCUACAAUUUUAAGAAGACUUUAAUAAACUAGAACUGCCAGAUAUCCAAUUAGUGUAAGCAGACUUGUGAAAUAAAUUAAUACUGCUAAGGAUAAGACAAGAACAUUGGUUGUUGUUGGUACUGUUACAGAUGAGUAAGAAAAUAUAUCAUGCAUUUAGUGUACGUUUACUCACUGUUCCUAAGAUUAAUGUUUGUGCUCUUAGAUUCACUGAGACAGCUAGAAAGAGAAUUCUUGCAGCUGGUGGAAAAACAUUGACAUUCGAUCAAUUAGCAUAAUAAAAUCCAACAGGUAUGAUUAUACAUUAAUUAUUUCAAAGGCACAGGAACAAUAUUAUUGAGAGGACCAAGAGUGAGAGAAGAAUUAAAGCAUUUCGGCAGAGCUGCUGGUUUACCAGGAUCUCAUGCUAAACCAUAUGUUAGUCACACUGCAAGAAGAGGAAAAGGUGCAAGAUGAUU
This is a messenger RNA of Paramecium pentaurelia, 647 nucleotides long. NCBI's taxonomy places the organism in Eukaryota, Ciliophora, Oligohymenophorea, Peniculida, Parameciidae. The record is from the annotation of a GenBank genome assembly.